AUGCUGCUGUUGUGGGGGCCGCUGCUAUGCUGGGCACUGCUGCCCCAAGCCCAGGGGGAAGCCCACAGUAUCCUCUUCCUGAGGAUCAGCACCACUAAGCUGCAGACAAACAUUUCAGACCUGUUAGAGAAGCAUGAGGUCCUGGGCGGCCUGGUGAGGAUGCCGGUGCUGGGGGCCGCAGGCAAGGGCGUGCCGGUGCUGCACCGCCUGCCCUUCGUCAGUGACGACCUCUCUAACAAGAAAGGAGGACUGGACCUGUCACUGGUCAGUGAUCUGCUCUCCGGGAGGAAGUUCCCAGUGCUGGAGGAGCUGCUCCAGGCUGGCGGGCUUGUCAUUGAAGAUGCCCAAGGACCUGAGAUCACCCUGGACAUCCUCAGUGACAGCCUGCUGCAGGUCACCUUGCGCUGUAAACUGUACCUGUCACUCCAGGAGAUCCUGUGGCUCAAAAUCAUCAAGAACAUCCGCAUUGGGAUACGGCUAGAACAGGUAGGGAACAAGACCCAAGUGGCCCUUGAGGAAUGCCAUGUACCCCCUGGAUACCUGGAUAUCGAGAUUCUCCAACAGACAGACUCCCUGCUGCUGAACAAACUGCUGCAGUUGCUGUCCAACGUCCUGGACAAGUUCCUGCCCUACCUUCUCCAGAAAUUGGUGUGCCCCACAGUCACAACCCUGAUCAAGUUGCUGCUGGAAGACCUGCUACAUAUCUCUCUGCCACCCAUCAUUGAGGGCCCCAACGACUUCCAGUACUAUGUGACCAGCACAGAGUUCACAGAGGAGGCCAUCCUGAUGAGAGUCCUGCUGGUGACACCCUGUGGCCCAGACCAGCCAGCUCCACAGGCUGAACCUGCUCCGUCCGUGUCGCUCCCACAACUCUCCCAGGGCAGCAUGGCAGACCUGGUGUUCGGGCUGGAAGUCUAUAAUAACCUCCUGCGCUGCCUCUGCACCCGGACCCACGUGGCCCCCGUAGACUCUCUGAAUGAAAUAGCUGCCAACCUCAUGAAGCUGCUGUCAGUCAGGGAGCCUGGGCUCAAGGCUUCUAAUCAGUCCACAGAGAACUUGGACCUGGUCAUCCGUACCCAGGAUCCACCUGCAGUCCACCUUGAUGGCCGCAGGGCCACCGUGACCCAACAGGGCUCACUGCUUCUGCUGGGGCCCAACGCCACCUCCUCCAACUCAGUUUCCUGGCAACUCCUUUCAAAAGCUGUAUUUUCCUCCAAAGAUCAGAAGCUGGAGCUCCAGUUUAAUCCACACAGGGCCAAGGUCACCCUGGGAGCUUACCCGGCUGGCCUCAAGGAGCAGGAAGAAAGCCUGAAGGGCUUGCUCUUGACCUUGCUGAAGAGGAGCUUCCUGCCCCAGCACAACAAAUGGCUCAGAGAAUGUGGCCUCCCACUGCCGCACAUCAAGGGAGUCUCUUUUAGUCAAGCCCAGAUGGAGUUCUCCCAGGUGUACAUGCUGCUGACUGUCCCCGAGUAGCUGGCUCCGACCAACGGCUCGUCCCUGG
This is a messenger RNA of Dipodomys ordii (Ord's kangaroo rat), 1501 nucleotides long. RefSeq lists its product as uncharacterized. NCBI's taxonomy places the organism in Eukaryota, Metazoa, Chordata, Mammalia, Rodentia, Heteromyidae. Bases 1 to 1473 code for a protein of 490 amino acids. The transcript has 15 exons. The record is from RefSeq and is a predicted model, not a curated record. Gene Ontology annotation, molecular function: lipid binding.